Messenger RNA from Solanum pennellii, 791 nucleotides. Its product is annotated as succinate dehydrogenase assembly factor 1, mitochondrial. The record is from RefSeq and is a predicted model, not a curated record. The coding region runs from base 178 to 480 and encodes 100 amino acids. NCBI's taxonomy places the organism in Eukaryota, Viridiplantae, Streptophyta, Magnoliopsida, Solanales, Solanaceae. Gene Ontology annotation, cellular component: mitochondrion. The transcript has 2 exons. Gene Ontology annotation, biological process: mitochondrial respiratory chain complex II assembly.
ACUAAACAUAAGGGACCAUUUUUGUUAUUUUUCUUCAUCUUCCCCAUAACGCCUCAAAAUUUCUGUUUUCUUUCAGUUCGGCCUGAGAAGGAAUUUCUACCUCAACGACGGCGCAAUACACAAAGGAAUCCAUAAGUGUUUAAUCGGGUAUCUGUCCCUGCUCGUCCUGAAGAUGCAAUGGGAGCUUCCAGUGGACCAAAGCGGCUAUCUGGUAUGCAGAAGCAAGCACUUGCUCUCUAUAGAGGAUUCUUAAGAGCAGCCCGCUCCAAGCCUGCUGAAGAAAGGAGGCAAAUCGAGUCAGUUGUAUCCACUGAGUUCCGCAAAAACUCCAAGCAAGUUGAUCGUAAGAAUUUUAUUUAUAUCGAGUACUUACUUCGUCGUGGUAACAAACAACUUGAUCAACUCAAAAGCCCUGAUACUGUUGGAUUGUCAUCAUUAAGUGUUGAUUCUUCACAAACAACAGGUUCAUCCUCCUCCUAGAUUUUGUAAAGAAACCACUCUUUUUUUCAACUAUUACAAUGAGUUGGUUGAUUAUAUAACAUCUCUUUUGCUGGGAUUAUCAUACUGAGUAUACUAGUAUUCAGAAACAUUUAUAUGGUGUUAAAAGAGGAUUUUCAUCGAGGCUCGAGAGAUGGAAUAGAUUACAUUUACGUUUCUUCAAUAAAAAUUGAAGCUCGACUUGAUAGUGUAAAAAUUCUUUAGAAAAAAAUCUUGCUUAUCCUAUGAUUGAAUGAUAGUUUUUGUAAUACCGGAUUGUUUCAUAAUGUAUGAUAAUAUGUACUAUUUGGUUA